This is a messenger RNA of Diabrotica virgifera virgifera (western corn rootworm), 2312 nucleotides long. Its product is annotated as ATP-binding cassette sub-family B member 10, mitochondrial. The transcript has a single exon. Lineage: Eukaryota; Metazoa; Arthropoda; Insecta; Coleoptera; Chrysomelidae. Gene Ontology annotation, molecular function: ATP binding; ABC-type oligopeptide transporter activity; ATP hydrolysis activity. The coding region runs from base 210 to 2210 and encodes 666 amino acids. The record is from RefSeq and is a predicted model, not a curated record. Gene Ontology annotation, cellular component: membrane. Gene Ontology annotation, biological process: transmembrane transport.
AAAAGUUGACAUAUUUUUAAUGUUUUCCUAAUUUUUGUAACCUCAUUUCUGGCGGUCAAUGUAUUACAUUCACAUCCUAUUGUUUAGUUAACAAUGAUAAAAUAUGUGAUAGUCAUUGCAAACCAAUGUGUAAACGUUGAUGUAAAUAAUAUAUACAUAAUGAGAUAAUUAUUAUUUAUCGAUAGGAUUACUGCCAAAACCAGACAAGAAUGAAUGUAUAUUCAGUGAUAGUCAGUAGUCAUAAUCUAUCGAAGUCGCUCAAGCUUUUGAAAUUGGUUAAUAGUAGGAGAUACUUUAGCAACAUGUCUCAGAAAAUAAGUCAAAAUAAAACAUAUAUUUCAGUAGAAAUUCCGGAAACAACCAAAGGUGCCUCAAGAGGAUUUUUCAGUAGAAUUUUUAAAAGAAACAAAGAAGUAAAAGAAAAACAAGAACCUAGAUUGAAAAAAUCCGAACUCAAGAGAUUGUUUUCUCUUGCCAAACCUGAAAAAUGGAAGUUAACUACAGCAAUAGGUUUCCUUGUAGUGUCGAGUACAGUAACAAUGUCAAUCCCUUAUAGUUUAGGAAAAAUAUUAGAUAUUAUAUAUGUGGGUAGUGGAGACUCAGAUGCAGCGAGAGCACGGUUAAACCAAGUGUGUGGUAUAUUGCUAGGUGUGUUUGUGUUAGGGGCCAUUUGUAAUUAUGCCAGAGUUUACUUAAUGUCUACAGCAGGAUAUAGAAUGACAAAUGCUUUACGAAGACAAGUUUUUGGUGCAAUAUUAAGACAAGAACAAGGUUGGUUCGACAAAAGACCUACAGGUGAACUUGUGAACAGACUGUCAGCAGACACACAAAUAGUAGGAUCUGCUUUAUCUCAGAAUAUAUCUGAUGGUUUAAGGUCUCUAGUCAUGGUAUUUGCUGGUACAGGUAUGAUGUUGUACAUGUCUCCACAGUUGGCAUUGGUUGGUUUAGCAAUAGUACCUCCAGUAGCAGUUGUUGCUGUGCUUUAUGGUAGAUUUGUGAGAAAGAUUUCAAGGAAAGUCCAAGAUUCGUUAGCAGAUUCUACAAAGGUGGCAGAGGAAAGAAUUGCGAAUAUAAGAACAGUGAAAUCAUUUGCACAAGAACCUAGAGAAAUAACUAGUUAUAAUAUUUCAAUUGAAAAUGUUCUUAAGUAUUGUUACAAAGAAGCAAAAGCAAGAGCUUUAUUUUAUGGCAUGACAGGGUUUAGUGGUCAUAUUAUAAUAAUAUCAGUUUUGUAUUAUGGUGGGGUGAUGGUGUCUUCAAAUACCAUAACAGUAGGUAAUCUCUCAUCAUUCCUACUAUAUGCCGCAUACAUUGGUAUUUCUGUUGGUGGAUUAUCCAGUUUUUAUUCAGAACUAAACAAAUCUUUAGGGGCAGCAACCAGAAUUUGGGAAAUAAUUGACAGAGAACCCACAAUUCCUACCCAAGGAGGUUUAAUUCCAAUGACAGACGUUGAGGGUCAUAUUGAGUUCAAAAACGUUAAGUUCUGUUAUCCUUCAAGAAGUGACAUUGAAAUUUUCAAAAGUUUAGUUUUGGACAUCCAACCAGGCAAAACGCUCGCCGUUGUUGGUCCUAGUGGUUCGGGCAAGAGUACUUUAGCGGCGCUUUUAUUAAGACUAUAUGAUCCUAUAGAUGGGGCAGUAUACAUUGAUAACCAGAAUAUUAAGGAGUUAGAUCCUGCAUGGAUUAAGAAACACAUCGGUACCGUUAGUCAAGAACCCAUACUUUUUUCUUGUUCGAUAAAGGAAAAUAUACUGUAUGGAGCAGAUGAUCCUCAGAAAAUCAAUGAUGACGAAUUUAUAAGAAUUUGUAAAGAAGCCAAUGUUUACGAAUUUGUUCAAAACCUACCUGAAGGUUUUGAAACUGUUGUAGGAGAGAGAGGGGUUAUGCUUAGUGGAGGCCAAAAACAAAGAGUAGCAAUAGCUAGAGCUCUUAUCAAAAAUCCAAAGAUACUACUGUUGGAUGAAGCCACUAGUGCGCUGGAUGCCCAGUCUGAGCAUUAUGUACAGGAAGCUUUAGAUAGAGUUAUGAAAGGCAGAACCGUUUUAACCAUAGCUCAUAGAUUAUCUACUAUUCAAAAUGCCGAUAUUAUUGCCGUUCUACAAAAUGGACAAAUUGUAGAACAAGGAAAGUACGAGCAGUUACUACAAAGUAAUGGACCUUUUAGAGAGUUGGUGCAACAUCAAACGUUUUCGCAAUUAAUGGAUGACUGAUUUUUAAUCACGGAUAUAUAGUAGAAUUGUAUAUACCUUAAAAAUUUUAUAUACAAUUGUUGAUAACUUUAUUUGUUUUCAAAUAUACAUGUUAAAAAGUAA